This is a messenger RNA of Carassius auratus (goldfish), 3611 nucleotides long. Its product is annotated as H-2 class I histocompatibility antigen, Q10 alpha chain. Gene Ontology annotation, biological process: immune response. The record is from RefSeq and is a predicted model, not a curated record. NCBI's taxonomy places the organism in Eukaryota, Metazoa, Chordata, Actinopteri, Cypriniformes, Cyprinidae. Gene Ontology annotation, cellular component: external side of plasma membrane. The transcript is spliced from 9 exons. Bases 712 to 2121 code for a protein of 469 amino acids.
GUUUAUAAUACAUUUUAUUUUAUUUAUAUGUAAAUUUCACAUUCAUUAAUGCAAGUUAUGCAAACUCAAACCUGGGACCUGGAUACCAGCAUCACGGAUAUCAAAAAUGUCCUUUCCUCUCGAAGCCCCUUAUCACUGUGUGCAAUAGCAAAUUCACUUUAUAAUAUUUAAACCAAACCUUUGUAUAUAGAUGUGAUGUCAAAAUCUAAAAAUAAUAACGCAAUUAAAACGAUUAAUAUAUGCUCCUCCUUUAACAUUUUCACAUAAUAAUAAUACAAAAUAAUAAUAAAUAAUGGUGCUGACCUGCAAAGUAUUAAAUUAGCAUUUGCAUUGUAAUGUCCUAUGGAAAUGGAAAUAUAUAUGUAUAAUUUAUUAUUAUUAUAUAUAAUUAUAUAUUCUUUUUUUCCUUGCUCCUUCUUGUUGAGGCAUGUGAAAUGUUUUGUUAUAUAGUGAGAUAUGGCACAAAAAAAUCAUUGAAAACCCCUACUUUCAAUGGAGUGGGCCCGUGGGCCUGUCGCGUGGUGGCAGAAGUUGAAAACAUAACUUUCAAGCGCCAACGAAGGCAUCAGUCAAUCAUAUCGCCAUAUGCAAAUACGCUAGCCAAUCGCGUUCAUCCAACACCUCCAAGCGUCGGCGGCGACGUCCGUUGCCUCGCUACGCGCUUCACUGAAAUCUACCGGGAUUUCCCUAUGGGAUUUCCCUUUACUGUCUAUGGGAUUUCCCAAUAGAAUCCAGACCCUCUUCGGAUUUCUCGACACACGCUCUGAACCUAACAUCAUCACUAACGUUACAAUCAUGGGCACGUCUGUCGCGACCAAGGGUUUUGCUCUGCUUUGUGCUUUUCUUCUCUGUUGGACUUCGCCCUCACUUCAGAAAGAUAAACACUCCCUAUACUACAUAUACACGGCCCUGUCCAAGCCUGUCGAACAGCCGGGCAUCUAUCAAUUCACUGCUAUGGGUCUGCUGGAUGACAGACAGAUUGACUAUUACAAUAGCCAGGAAGAGAGAAAGAUUCCCAAACAGCGCUGGAUGAAAGAGAAAAUGCAGGAAGACUACUGGGAAAAAGGCACCCAGUCAAGAAAGAGCAAAGAGCAGUGGUUUAAUGUGAACGUCGACAUUCUGAUAAAACGCAUGAGACACAAUGAAUCAGAUGUUCAUGUUCUUCAGUGGAGACAUGGUUGUGAGAUUGAGAAACAGGAAGAUGAAGUGAGGUUUUCCAGAGGCAUUGAUGAAUACAGCUACGAUGGAGAUAACUUCCUGUCUUUUGAUGAUAAGGAGUCUCAGUGGGUCGCUCCUGUUGAAGCAGCUCUUCAAACCAAGAGGAAAUGGGAUAAUGUGCCUAUCCUAAACCAGUACACCAAGGGCUACCUGGAGAAAGAGUGUGUGGACUGGCUUAACAAAUUCAGAGAAUACGGAGAUGAGGAUCUCAGAAAGAGCUCUCCUCCUAAAGUUUACUUGUUUGCUAAAAAGUCUAUCAAGGACAAACCCAAGCUGAAACUCACCUGUCUGGCCACUGGCUUCUACCCCAAAGAUGUGAUGUUGACCUUAAGGAAAUAUCGCACACCCCUGCCUGAAAAUGACACAGAAUCCACAGGAAUCAGACCAAACCAUGAUGAAACCUUCCAGCUGGAGAAAAGUGUGUUUAUCCAGGAGAAUGAAAAAGCAGAAUAUGAUUGUUUUGUGUUUCACAAAACCCUCUCAGAACCAAUUAUUGUCAGAUGGGAUGGGAAAUGCAUAAACUGCAACAAAGGCUCUACCCCGACUAUUCAGGUUGGAGUUGUGAUUGGAGUUUUGAUUGCAGUUUUGAUUGCAAUACUUCUUGUUGCAGCACUCCUCUACCUUUAUAAGACUAAAAGACUCGUUAUCCCAUGGCGUAACACCAAUGGAGCAGCACAAAGGAAUGAUGUAGCUCAAAAUCUUCUCUCAGGGGAUAAUUACAGCAAUGGACAUGCACAAACAGCAGCCAAUGGACAUGCACAAACAGCAGCCAAUGGACAUGCACAAACAGCAGCCAAUGGACAUGCACAAACAGCAGCCAAUGGGCAUGCACAAACAGCAGCUAAUGGACAUGCACAAACAGCAGCCAAUGGAGGAAACAGUGGAAUGGAAGCCAACGUCUAACUGUAAAAUAGCGAAACAGGAAAGGUAGCGACUGAAGAUGGAGAUGGCCUUUCUGAUUUUUAUUACUUUCAUCACAUCUACCAUGUGCUUUCCUGAAUUAUUGAAGUGAGUAAAAUCUGGACAGAGUCAGUUAUAGGUAACUUAAAUUUAAAAAAAGUAAAAUUCAAGUACUUCAAGCACCUUGUACGAACCCUGGUCUCAGUUUAAGACCAGGAAAACCACUGAAAACAGCCAUAUUUAUGAGCAGGUACUUGAAAAAAACUUGAAUUUAUAAAUGGCAGUAUAUAUGAAAUUAUUGUUAUGUAUUUUCGAUAAAACAAUCUUCAUGUAAAAAUGAACAGUGCAGCGCAUCUGAUAUAAAUACAGGGCCGUCUUUUAUAGCAUGUGCUGUUCAUUUGUGAACGCAUAUAAAGUCUGACACAUUUUAUGUUGCACUGUUAUCAUUUACAAGCAUGGAGCACAUCUCCAUCUCAGCUGUUCAGGACACAAACUUAACAUUUAUCUGGGAAAACACUGCAUGUUAUCUCACUAAAUUUUUCUAUGUAAAUAGUUUAUAAAUCUAUGUCAAAACAGGAGAGUACAUCAACAUAUUCCUAAAUAUGCUAUUUGUCAUACAUAUCGAUCUAAAAAUAAGUUCAAACUCUUGCUAUGAGUAUGUGGCCAAAAAUUAAAGGGAUACUCCACCGAAAAACACUUUUUCCACAUUGCAUCGCGCCACGUAAAUAUAAAACCAUGUCUGCAUUUGUGAUCGGAGAAAUGACGAGCGCUACUUUACACCAUUUGCCUUGUGCAACGUCUUCACAUGGACAAGUGUGACGUCGUAUACCUCUGUAAAUAUAUAUAGAGAAACAUACAAAAUGUGCAGAGCAGGGGGGCGCGAGGAGUGGAAUUGAGAGCCACUGGUCAAAACUCACUUUUGAAUCGUCAGUGGCAAAUCCUUUACAUACGUAAACGUACUUACAGACUGUGAGUCAGAACAGCCAGCAUUGUAGUCUACUCUCCCAGAAUCAGGAAACAAUCCUCCAUAAAAUGCACUGCAAACAUCUGAAUAUUUGGGUUGAACUGUUCUGGAACAGUGUUUUAAAUACAACUUAACCACAAUUAUGUCUCCUCAGUGUCUCUCUGCAUCACAUUUUGGAGAAUAUGAGCUGAAAUCAAGCGUAUGCUCUUCUGUGACAGCCGCGCUGCAUGAAAGCGCUGUUUUUGUUCAAACUAAAAGCAUAAAUACACAGAAAAUAUAUCCUUGUGUCGUGUCUGACACAGAAUGUCAUAUGCCAUUUGCGUUCAGUGGUUGUUCUCCAAAAUGGCGCUAUGCUAAAACAGUGAGACACUGAAGUCUUUUUUGUCUUCUUUGCAUACAAAAAGUAUUCAUGUCGCUUGAUAAAAUGUAUAUUGAACCACUGAUGGCAGAUGGACUAUUCUGAUGAUGUCUUUCAUACUUUUCUGGACCUUGACAGUGUAAUUUACGUAUCAGUCUAUGGGACAGUCAC